AUGGCGGAGCCGACCGGGCCCUUCCACCUGCUGCGGGCCGGGCCGGGCCGGUACCUCUGCUACUGCCGCCCCGGCCCCGGCCCCGGCAGCACCGUCUAUGUGACCGACGCGCUGGAGGUCUGGGCCGGGGAGCUCGGCGCCCGCCCGCCGCUCGGCUGCCGCUGCCAGCCGGAGGAGCACGGCACGAAGCUCAGGGAGGCCUUGGGGCGGGGGGCCGCCUGGCUGAGCCUGGGCCAGGGGAAGGCCACGCUGCAGCUGCGGGAGGAGGCCCGGUGCUCGGCCCUGGAUCUCUUCAAGCUGCCCAUGGCCGAGGCGAGGAGCCAGCUCCAGGCGCUGGUGUUUGGCAUGGCGGGGCGCGUCGAGAGCCUGGAGAGACGACUGGAAGCAGUGGAGAUGCUGGCAUCUUCCUGCAGCCCUGAGAAGAACGCUGCCCGGAGCCAGCAGCAAUUCCUGCCAGACCCCAGCCCCAGGAAAAACAAGGGUGCUGGCUCAGCUUUGCCAGCCAAGAGGAAGAUCCCGGGAGAGUCUCUCAUUAACCCUGGCUUCAAAAGGUAAGUGCUGCUCCCAGGCCCAUGGACUCUGCUCUGUAGCUGCGUGGGGGCAGAGUGGGGGGCUUUGGGCUGUGAUACUCCUUCCAUCUCCUAGCAAGAAGGCACCGUCUGGAGUGGAUUUCGAGGACUCCUGACCUGUGCUGUCCCGUCCCCUGAUGACAGCCCUACCGGACCCUUGCCAGCAACGUGUGCUGGUGGAGGAGGUUUCACUGCGCCCCGGGCUCGCUGAGCCCCUUGCGCCCAGGGAGGCAGACAGGGCAAGCAGGACCCAGAGGGCUGGAGCCAGCGCCUGGCAGGCCUGAGCGAGUAGCAGAUCCUCAGCUGGUGUGGUGGCAGGGCCUUUGAGGGGGGACAGAUGGGGCAGGGCUGACAAAAGUGGUGGCUUUUUUCCCUGCAGCUCUUCCCUGCUGGCAGGGGCCACCUUUCUACCUUGCUUGUCAUGAAUUGAUGGGGUUUUUAAAGAACUUUUAUAUCGCCAUGUAACGAAAAGAUUACCUGUGCUUAACCUAUUGCCAGUAAAGGUGGUUUUGCCAGCCAGUCUGGGUA
Messenger RNA from Gavia stellata (red-throated loon), 1097 nucleotides. RefSeq names its product PAXX non-homologous end joining factor (gene PAXX). NCBI's taxonomy places the organism in Eukaryota, Metazoa, Chordata, Aves, Gaviiformes, Gaviidae. Gene Ontology annotation, biological process: double-strand break repair via nonhomologous end joining. The transcript is spliced from 7 exons. The record is from RefSeq and is a predicted model, not a curated record. Gene Ontology annotation, molecular function: molecular adaptor activity. Gene Ontology annotation, cellular component: nonhomologous end joining complex; nucleus; site of double-strand break.